Messenger RNA from Rhodotorula toruloides NP11, 1632 nucleotides. RefSeq lists its product as uncharacterized. The record is from RefSeq and is a predicted model, not a curated record. The transcript has a single exon. The coding region runs from base 1 to 1632 and encodes 543 amino acids. NCBI's taxonomy places the organism in Eukaryota, Fungi, Basidiomycota, Microbotryomycetes, Sporidiobolales, Sporidiobolaceae.
AUGGCAACCGCAGCAACAGCGACCGCAUCACCCGUGCAUUCUCGGCAAGUGGGCGGGAGCGCACACCGGAAGGAGGGGAAGAGCGUGUUUAGGAGCAUCUCGAGGUUCUUGGGAGGUGGAAAGGGGAGACCGAAGGGUGUGCAGGGGGGACAGGUGGGUGCUGGCGGCGCUAUGACGAGCCCUGGGAACAGGGAGACGAGCACAGCUGGACUGGGAGCUGCGGAUGGAGAGGAGGACGGCAGCGAGCGGGAUGGUUCGAGGAGGUCGAGCGUCGACGAGCACGACGUGACGCCUCAGGAGGACGUUGCGCACCGACGCAGACGGGACAACUCGCUUUCGAACAUGUCGGCCGUCUCGGGAGCGGACACGGACGCCUCGCUCUACGCCAUGGUCCCCUCAACUCGACCUGCGAGCAGCAUCAUCUCCCGUCACACGGUCGACUCGUCCUCGCACAACUCGUCGUUUGCGCCGAGCACACACAAGAGCUAUGCGUCGACCAAGCCGACGACGUUGCUUAGUGUCGACUCGGGAGGCGGGGCGAACAGGAUCGCAGUUGUGCCCGGCACGGGCAGCCACUUCUUCGCUGGCCCGUCGACGGGCUUGUCGUUCUCCUCGGCCUACCCGGUAUCACCGUCUACGCCUCCCACCGCCUCGCCCUUGUCCAACUAUGCGCCGCCUUUUGCACCCUUCGCCUCGCACCACUCGCCCUCGUCUUCCUCGGCUCAGGCUCACCCCCACCGCCUCUCAAGCUCAUCAAGCACAUCCUCGAUCUCACUCACUCCCUCGACUACAGCCGGCCUUUCUACCUCCCUCGCCCCCGACUCGCCCUCCUCCGCAGCGCACGCCUCAUCCGGUCUGAUCGGUAUCCCCUCUCACACGCGCGCCCAUCCCCGAAACAACCCUCACCCGGCCCAACCACCGCCCGACAACGCCUCAGUCCUCACACUCGCCUCGUCCUCCUUCGCACCGAGUUUCAUCGGCUCAACGGGCGGAGAGAGCAAGACUACUGCGGGUCGCGAGGGGGCGGGGCGGAAUAGCUGGACUGGUGGAGGACUGGGGGGUCUGCGCGCGUGGAGUACGAAGCAGGCUCGGUCGCUUGGAGGCGGGGGAGGCGCUCGGUCGUUGGCUGGAGUUGGGGGAGCAGACGGCGUUGCGGAUGAGGAUGCGUCUGUCAGGGCUCUGCCCGGGUCGAGGAGGAACAGUGAAGAGAGCCUCGGAGGGAGGUCGACGUGGUCUGCUGCGAUUGGAGCUGGGCGAGGCGGGACGAGCGUGCGCAGCAGGCCGCUUGAAGACGAGGCGAGUGUCGCUGGCGUGCCGGGGGAGUCGACGUCCAGGGAUCGGCGGACGUCGAUGCGGACUGUUGAGACGAGCGCAGGUGCCGAGGCAUCAAAAGAAGCGAAGGAGGGCGAGACGGAGGCGGACGGCGUCAAGCAUAUCGCCGAGGUCUCGUCGCGUGAAGCAGCCCACUCUGAGUCGACUCCGCCUUUUACGAAGGGCAAGGGCGUCGAUGCGGCGGAGCAUACAGGCGUCGAGCGGGAGGUGCAGCUCCCGCCGCCUGUGCCGCAGGUUUCGCAGGUUGAGCCGGAGGACGACGAAGCGGGAACUCCGACUGAGGAGAAGAGCAGGGUGUGA